Molecule: messenger RNA, 1583 nt
Organism: Pseudoliparis swirei
Lineage: Eukaryota; Metazoa; Chordata; Actinopteri; Perciformes; Liparidae
Gene: ap5s1
Product: adaptor related protein complex 5 subunit sigma 1
Exons: 3
Coding region: 99-704 (201 amino acids)
Biological process (GO): double-strand break repair via homologous recombination; endosomal transport
Cellular component (GO): lysosome; AP-type membrane coat adaptor complex; cytosol
Source: RefSeq, a predicted model, not a curated record
CUGAGCGGUCAGCUGACCAACGCGGAAGUGACGAAUCGGUCGCAACAUUACAAAGCUUCGUAAACACUGUUCGAGAGAGGUUCUUGUCCCUUGCAAAGAUGGUUCGGUGUUUUCUGAUCCACACCGUGUGCCCGGUCAGUGCGCUGGGCUCCGGGGAGAGUCGGGUGCUUUACUCCCGGGUCUUCGGUCCAGAUGAGGCCGCGUGGUCCGACCGGGACCGGGGGCUCGGCCCGGAGGAGAGACGGCUCUUGCAGAAGGAGAAGAUCAAUGUGGUGGCGAGGCAGGUCCGGAGCGCCGUCUCUCUGUCCCGGGAGGCCUCGGGUCGGCUCGCGGUGGAGACGGUGUCCGGCGAGGAGGCGCUCGCCCUGCAGGAGGCCGACGGCGGAGUGGAACGCCUGAGAGCCGGAGACCCCUUCUCCGAGGAGACGAGCGCCCUGUGGCUCGCCGUCCAGAGUCUGGGCUUCGCGCUGGUCUGCGAGCCCCACGAGAACCUCCUGCUGGCCGAGGGAACGCUGCGCAACCUGACCCGGCACUGCUUGGAGACGCUGCACAUGCUGGGGCCGGGCAGCGAGGUCCUGCUGAGGAGCCACCGCAUCGACGCCCUGCUCAGCCGCCUGCUUCCUCACGGGCAGCUCCUCUUCCUCAACCACCGCUUCGCCCAGAGUCUGGAGAAGGAAGUGGCGGCUUACGCGGCGGCCAAGUGAAGCCGAGCCGCGUGAGCUCGCUCACCGCUGGGCGCCGGACGCACGGCCGACCGUCUGGACCGAGGAGGAAGGGGCCGGCGGACCUGCAGCCGCUGCUCUCCGAUCGCACUCUUCAAUCCCGUUCGUUAGAUUGAAGAGUGGAAAAGAAAACGAGUGCCGCUGAAGAGGCUCGUUAAAACCUCCUCGUCGACAUCAGAGGGUUCGAUUCACCCGAUUCACCGCACUUUAAAUGUCAUCGUGUGACCUUGAGGAACCAGACGUCACCUAUUCUUUUUUAGGGGGGGGGGAUUCUGUUUGUGUAAGUGAAUCAGAAAGUGCUUUAUUGCCUCACCGUGACUUCUAAAUGCACCUUUUGUUCCAAAGGAGUGGGAGGAAACCAGCAUUUGUUUUUAUGCAGAGCAAAGUAUGAUUCAAUGCUUAGUGGAAAAAGAAAGGUCAAAGUCAGACCUGUUUAAUGUCACUUGGAACCAAAAAUGUCAUCGUUGUUGAGACGUAUGAGGACGACGAUAAUGGUAAGAAGUGACAUGAAAUAUUGUUUAAAAAAAUGAUCGAAUGAUAUGUAGAGAUGUUGUCGUGCAACAUACAGAAUAAAGCUGUUUAUGAGGAAGUACAACAGAAACAUCCAGACACCACUAACACCUCCUGUAAUGUUGUACUUGUGAACAUAUGUUGUCUCUGACCGGCCCCCCCAUGAAGACCCUCCUGCUCCUCCUCCUCCAGGUCUCACACAAACCAAACCGGUUUCCUCUUUCUGCUGGCAGCCAAAAUCAAAAACCACAGCGAUGACAACAAAAAAUCUGUCUAGAUGCCAACAUCAAUUGCUUUGAUCUUCUCCUAUUUUUUUCAGCAUCAAAGAAAUAAAACUCAUUUUUAGCACCA